Messenger RNA from Selaginella moellendorffii, 1662 nucleotides. Its product is annotated as pentatricopeptide repeat-containing protein At4g02750-like. The record is from RefSeq and is a predicted model, not a curated record. Gene Ontology annotation, molecular function: protein binding. The transcript has a single exon. Bases 1 to 1662 code for a protein of 553 amino acids. Lineage: Eukaryota; Viridiplantae; Streptophyta; Lycopodiopsida; Selaginellales; Selaginellaceae.
AUGAGAUGCCUGGCAUCCAUCGCCGAUCGCCCAGCAGACAAGAUCACCCGCAUUGCGCGAUUCGAUGACUUGGGCGCCGCGAGCACGGCCUUGGGUUCCAAGAACAAGGAUUACUUGGCGUGGGACGCGAUGCUCAUUGACUAUGCCAGCAACCGGCACUGCGAGGAGGCCAAGGCGGCGUUUGAUUCCAUGCCGGCGCACACUCUAGUCUCUUGGAACGUUAUUCUCAAUGCGUUUGGGCGAUCUGGGCUCGUCGAUAGAGCAAAAGAAGUCUUCGAUUCAAUGCCGCGGAGAGAUCUGGUCUCCUGGAACUCCAUUCUCACAGCAUAUGCCCAUAAUGGGCAUUUGGGGCUCGCAAAGAUUUUGUUUGAGCAGAUGCCGCUGAGAACACUCGUCUCCUGGACAGUCCUUUUGGUGGCGUUUGCAAACCCUUCUUUUGCAGAUGAAGCGGAGAGGAUCUUUACUCAAAUGCCGGAGAGAGAUCUGGUUUGCUUCAAUGCGAUGCUCGCGCAAUACGCCAAGCUCGGGCGAAUCGAUCAAGUCAAGAGCUUGUUUCAUGCAAUGCCCGCCCGAUGUUUACUCUCAUACACAGCGCUCCUAACUUGCUACGCACAAAACCUCAAGCUGAGAGACGUUGAUCUUGUUCUAAGCUCCAUGCCCGAGACCGAUGUAAUUUCCUGGACCAUUGCUCUGACAGCAAAUGCCCAGGUAGGGCAUCUGGAGAGAGCCAAGCACAUCUUCAAAAGCAUGCCCGCAAGGAGCUUGUUUGCGUGGGCGGUGAUGAUCAACGCUUACGGAAGCAACCUCUGUCUUUCAGAAGCUCAGGGUUUGUUUGACACGGCACCGUUUCUGAACCUUGUGCUUUGCAACUCAAUUCUUGCAGCAAAUGCCCGUUGUGGGCAUCUUGAGCAAACGCAAGAAACCUUCAACCAGAUGCCAGAGAAGGACAUUAUCUCGUGGAACACCCUCUUGGGCGCGUUUGUCCUGGCCGGAAGACCACGCGACGCCAGCGAUCUCUUUUCCAGGAUGGAAUUCGCCGAUGCCAUCUCCUGGACACUAAUGCUAGCCGCCGUCCCAUCGAUCGCCCAAGCUGAGCUUCUCUUCGAGCAAAUCCCGGAGAAGAGUAGCGCGUGCUGGGACGCCAUGCUCUCGUCCUACGCUCGAUCCGGCCGGCUGGAGAUCACCCGCAAGCUCUUCGAUCGCCUGCCAUCCAAGAGCGAGUUCUCGUGGAGCACCAUCCUCAGCUCUUACAGCGCCAGCUCCGACCACCAUCGCCAAACUUUCGAGCUCUUCGAUCUGAUGAAGAUGGACCAGGAACCUUGCGAAGUUUGCUUCGUGUCGCUGCUCAUCGCUUGCAGCCAUGGAGGGAGCGUGGCCCGCGGCCGACACCACUUCAUCUCCAUGGGAUUCGACUAUGGCCUCACUCCCACCAAGCAAAACUUUUGCUGCAUGAUCGAUCUCCUGGCUCGAGCUGGGCAUCUGGAGGACGCCAGAGAUCUCGUCGACCAUAUGCCUUUCCGGCCGUGCUCUCUCGACUGGACUUGCUUGCUUGGAGCUUGGAGAACUUACAAUGGUCCUGCCAAUGCGAAAGAAGUCCUGGCAUUCAAUCCUUCUUCGCCAUCUUCUUAUUCUCUCGUUGCAAACAUCUGUUCUUCGAGGUAA